AUGAGUCUCCGAGUUCCGCUUCGCAGAACUGCCUCCAGCAAUACGCAGGGAUCAACAAAAGCAGUGAUCCUUGUUGGAGGACCAAGUCGAGGUACUAGAUUCAGACCUCUGAGUUUGGAUGUUCCAAAGCCUCUUUUCGAAGUUGCCGGUCAUCCCAUCAUCUGGCACAACUUGACAGCAAUCGCCAAGGUCGAAAGUGUCAAGGAGGUAAUCCUCAUCGGAUACUACGACGAGAGUGUAUUUCGCGACUUUAUCAAAGACUCUUCCAAAGAGUUUCCGCAAUUUAAGAUCCAAUACCUACGAGAAUACCAGGCGCUUGGCACGGCAGGUGGUCUAUAUCACUUCCGAGAUGCUAUCCUCAAGGGCAAGCCAGAACGCUUCUUUGUCAUGAACGCCGACGUGUGCUGCUCAUUCCCACUUAAUGAUAUGCUCAAGUUGUUUGACGACAAGGACGCAGAAGUUGUGAUCUUAGGAACAAGAAUCAGUCCGGAGGCAGCCACCAACUUCGGUUGCAUUGUGUCAGAUGGUCACACGAAGCGAGUCCUCCAUUACGUCGAGAAGCCCGAAUCUCAAAUAUCCAACCUGAUCAACUGUGGUGUCUAUCUCUUCGCUACGGAAACCAUUUUCUCUGCCAUCCGAAGUACAAUUAAGCGACGCACCGAAAGACCACGACUAAUCGCCUACCCAUCUUCCGACAACCUCGAAAGCUCUUUCAUAGCUGAUGGUGAGGACGAUGAGAAUCCAAAAGAGGUUCUACGACUUGAACAGGACAUCUUGUCAGAUCUGGCGGAUAGCAAUCGAUUCUUUGUGCAUGAGACCAAGGACUUCUGGCGGCAGAUCAAGACGGCAGGAUCGGCGGUACCAGCAAAUGCUCUGUACCUGGCCAAGGCAUUUCAGAACCAGUCUGAAGAAAUCGCAAAGCCAUCAGGUACAAUUCUACCACCCGUCUUCAUCCACCCAACAGCCGAUGUCGAUCCAACCGCCAAACUUGGACCAAACGUGUCGAUUGGGCCACGCGUAACGAUUGGACCAGGUGUUCGGAUUCGAGACUCGAUCGUGCUGGAAGACGCAGAGAUCAAACACGAUGCUUGUAUCCUCUACUCGAUCAUCGGAUGGUCCAGCAAGAUCGGAGCUUGGGCACGUGUUGAGGGUACUCCUACGCCUGUGACGAGUCACAGCACCAGCAUUGUCAAGAAUGGGGUCAAAGUUCAAAGUAUCACAAUUCUUGGCAAGGAGUGCGGUGUAGCCAAUGAGGUGCGAGUGCAGAAUUGUGUGUGCUUGCCUAACAAGGAGCUCAAGAGAGAUGUCGUCAACGAGGUGAUCAUGUAA
Molecule: messenger RNA, 1329 nt
Organism: Lithohypha guttulata
Lineage: Eukaryota; Fungi; Ascomycota; Eurotiomycetes; Chaetothyriales; Trichomeriaceae
Exons: 2
Coding region: 1-1329 (442 amino acids)
Biological process (GO): biosynthetic process
Cellular component (GO): cytoplasm
Molecular function (GO): transferase activity
Source: RefSeq, a predicted model, not a curated record